Molecule: messenger RNA, 1119 nt
Organism: Prunus dulcis (almond)
Lineage: Eukaryota; Viridiplantae; Streptophyta; Magnoliopsida; Rosales; Rosaceae
Product: PTI1-like tyrosine-protein kinase At3g15890
Exons: 4
Coding region: 1-1119 (372 amino acids)
Biological process (GO): protein phosphorylation
Molecular function (GO): protein kinase activity; ATP binding
Source: RefSeq, a predicted model, not a curated record
AUGCCCUGGAACUGCUUUUGCUGUUGCAGCGUCUCUCAAGAUCAAGAGGAACCAGCUGAGACCAGUAGGGUGCACAAGAAUAGGGAUUACCCGUGGGAUAUAUAUUCCCUCAAGGACCUUCUUCAUGCCACAAACAGCUUCCACCAUGACAACAAAAUUGGAGAAGGAGGGUUUGGAAGUGUUUAUUGGGGUCGAACAAGUAAAGGCGUCGAGAUAGCUGUGAAACGACUAAAGACGAUGAGUGCAAAGGCAGAGAUGGAGUUUGCAGUGGAAGUUGAAAUACUCGGAAGGGUGAGGCAUAGAAACUUGUUAGGCCUGCGGGGAUUUUAUGCCGGUGGUGAGGAAAGGCUCAUAGUGUACGAUUACAUGCCUAAUCAUAGCUUGAUCACCCAUUUGCAUGGCCAACUUGCAGCAGAUUGCCUUCUUGAUUGGCCAAGACGAAUGAGCAUCGCCAUUGGAUCAGCUGAAGGUCUAUCGUACCUGCAUCAUGAGGCCAAUCCUCAUAUAAUUCACAGAGACAUAAAGGCCAGCAACGUGCUUCUAGACACUGAAUUUAAAGCAAAAGUCGCUGAUUUUGGAUUUGCAAAGCUGAUCCCGGAUGGUGUAACUCAUCUGACUACUAGGGUAAAGGGAACUCUUGGAUAUCUAGCUCCUGAAUAUGCCAUGUGGGGUAAAGUUUCUGAGAGCUGUGAUGUUUACAGCUUUGGGAUUUUGCUCUUAGAAAUAAUUAGCGGAAAAAAGCCGAUAGAGAAACUCCCCGGCGGAGUGAAACGUGACAUUGUUCAAUGGGUCACCCCUUAUGUCCAAAAGGGUUUAUUUAAUCAAAUUGCAGAUUCAAGGUUGAAGGGCAAGUUUGAUCGAGAACAAGUUAAGUCGACGGUCCUGAUUGCCAUGAAAUGCACUGAUAACAGUUCUGAUAAUCGACCCACCAUGGUAGAAGUGGUGGCUUGGCUUAAGGGUGGUAUAAGAAGAAGGAAAAAAGAGAUCACAAAUCAUGUGGAGGAGACUGAGGAUGAAGAAGAAGUAUACGACGAAACCGACACCGAUCAUGAAAAUUAUGGUAUGGAGCAAUCUGAUACCAGAAAGAAUAUUACAAGGGCUAGAUCACAAAGGAGAUGA